CAGGGCUGGAAACUGCCACUCCAUAGGUCGUAUUUAUUUUCGGUUGGAGAUGUUUAUACUUUUUUGAUAAGAUUAAAUGAAAUGGCAAACCUCAGCCCACUGGUCUACUGGUCGCAGACCAAGCAGACAUUGUUACUGAAAGUCGACCUCAAGGAUGCCAAGGGCGCUAUCGCGGACUUUUCGCCGGUUUCGGUGAACUUCAGUGCCAAUGGCCACGGAGCUCGUGGCGUGAAUGCCUACAAGUUCGAGCUGCACUUCUACGCUAAGAUCAACGAUGAGAACGCAACCUUCGUGGUCAGCGACAACAAGAUAGAGCUGCAGAUCCGGAAACUGGAGCCGGAGUGGUGGCCCCGUCUGGUGGCCACUCCCCAGAAGCCCCACUGGCUGAAGGUCGACUUCGACCGCUGGCGCACCGAGGACGACGCCGAGGUGGAGGAGAAGCCCCGCGAUGUGCGCCAGGACUACGAGAAGGAGUACGCCGAGCUCCAGAAGCGCGAGCUGGGCUACAUCAAGGAGAAAACCAAAAAGGUGUACAUGAUUUUCUACAACCUGGCCAUGUUCGUGGGCUACCUAUACAUCAUGGUCGUUAUGGGAGUGCUAUACUACCGCGAUGGCCCUGAUAGCAUUGCCAAAACCUACGCCAAUGUGGGCAAUGCAUAUAAGUUUAUACAACUGCUGCAAUAUCUGGAGGUGAUGCACCCCAUGUUCGGCUACACCAAGGGCAGUGCGAUGGUGCCUUUUUUUCAGGUCUCAGGGCGAAACUUUAUUCUGUUCCUUAUGAUCGACAUGGAGCCACGCAUGCACGCCAAGCCCGUGGUGUUCUACGUUUUCGUAAUCUGGUCUUUGGUCGAAUUGGUGCGAUAUCCCUUCUACUUGGCCCAAUUGCUCGGACGGGAAGUGGGCCUGCUCACUUGGCUGAGAUACACUAUCUGGAUACCACUUUACCCCAUGGGCAUCCUGUGCGAGGGCAUUAUCGUACUACGCAAUAUUCCCUACAUCGAUGAGACGAAACGGUUUACCGUGGAAAUGCCCAACCAAUGGAACAUCACCUUUGACAUGGUUCUCUUUCUGAAAAUAUACCUUUUACUGCUGAUCCUGCCCGGCAGCUACUUGGUCAUGUCGCACAUGGCCAAGCUGAGGUCCAAAAAGCUCGGAAAGGGACGCGCUAAGCGCAUGCAGCACCUUCACGCCGACUAGUCGACACACUGCCUGGAGCAAGGCCAUCUACAUCUUAAGGCAACAGUGUGAUUUCCUGUCAAUAUAUAUGUCGUAUAUGCAUCAGUGGCCGCCUGGAGGUCAGAGAAACCAAAGAAAAGGAAACCGCACCCGGACCAACUCUGCACUUGUUAAUGACCUCCUUGUGUCGGACAUCGAAAUGCAUUUCCCGGACGGGCCACAUGGCACGACAGUAUGCAAUAAAACUUCCACUAAUUGCAGGACACAACCGCAACGAGGUUGCUGCCACACACCACACUUGAAAGUGCCGAAAGUUUUACGAGUUUUAUUACAUUUAAAAAAGAGCAAAGAUAUGUACGUAUACCGAAAGGAUAAAGGGAUUUAAACGUACAUACGUCGAAAAAAGCCCAUAUUUUAAGUACAUUUAGAAGCUCAUUAUAGGGUAAUAAUAGCGAACCACGUACUUCUCGGUUAAAAUUUAUUACCAA
Drosophila suzukii is the source of this 1664-nucleotide messenger RNA. It is a transcript of the gene Hacd2, whose product is annotated as 3-hydroxyacyl-CoA dehydratase 2. The record is from RefSeq and is a predicted model, not a curated record. Lineage: Eukaryota; Metazoa; Arthropoda; Insecta; Diptera; Drosophilidae. Gene Ontology annotation, molecular function: 3-hydroxyacyl-CoA dehydratase activity. Gene Ontology annotation, cellular component: endoplasmic reticulum membrane. Gene Ontology annotation, biological process: fatty acid elongation; sphingolipid biosynthetic process; very long-chain fatty acid biosynthetic process.